Molecule: messenger RNA, 6262 nt
Organism: Nymphaea colorata (pocket water lily)
Lineage: Eukaryota; Viridiplantae; Streptophyta; Magnoliopsida; Nymphaeales; Nymphaeaceae
Exons: 17
Coding region: 560-6010 (1816 amino acids)
Biological process (GO): protein phosphorylation
Molecular function (GO): ATP binding; protein kinase activity
Source: RefSeq, a predicted model, not a curated record
GGCGUUAUGAGCAAAUUGAGGCAAAAAAUUUCAACGAGAAGCCAAGUCGGAGAAUAUGGAAAGAGGGAGCGAGAAGCCACCGGCAGGCGGCCCGGCAGUAUAAUAGUCUAAAUUCUAUUCUACUGCAUUCUUCUGACUUGUGAGCUCCUCUUCCUUUGUUUCGCAAUCUUGCUUGGAAGAGUUCUACCAUCGUUUACAUGGUGGCGAGGCAAUGUGCAGAACAGCCUCCAGCUUUGUUUUCUUAAUCGCCCUUCUCCUUCCUCCGGGGCUAGUCAACAUGGCUGAGAGCCCCUUGUGGAUUUGCCUCAAACUACAUAGCAAACAACACCUUUGGUCACAACCUGCAGCAAGCGCUGGCCUUUCAGGUAGCCAACGUUUCUUUCACCGGCUUCUACAAUGUUACGGUGGGCAAGAGCCCUGACCAAGUCAUCGCGGGCGCCAGUGUAGAGGUGACCUCGACGGCGAAGCUUGCGAGGUUUGCGUUUCCGAUGCUGCCUCACAGGUCGCCCUACGGUGCCCCAAGAACAAAGCGGCUGUGAUUUUCAUUCACAGCUGCGCCAUGUAUGUUGGUGAUGCCAAUAUUUCCAUCCCUCAAUCAUUUAAGAAAUUUUUCCAAAAGAAUGUUGGAGCCAUCCCCAACCCCCAAAGAUUCAAGCUCAUGCUCAUUUCCUCCUUCAACGAUCUCAUCGUUUCCGUCAUCACCAACCCUUUGGGCCGCUUCUACUGGGGCGACAGUUUCAAGUAUACUCAGAACUUGACUAUCUACGCCAUGGCGCAGUGCCUUCAGAAUCUAUCCCCAAAGAGCUGCAAGUCUUGCUUAGAUGGAGCCGUUGCUCUAAUGCUCAAGGAUGUUGCAUCUUCAACGGGCGGUAUAGUUCUAUAUAAUCUUGAGUGUUAUGUAGGUUAUGACAUUUUUCCCUUCUUCGCUCCGCCACCUCACAAGAUUCCUCCAAGCAGCGCCAUUUUCAUCUCAACUAACUGCUCUCCACCAGCAUCGAGCAACAAGGUUGGCAGCCCCUUCCACAGAAACCUCAAGGCCCUUCUCAAUCAUCUAAUAGUGCAUGCACCUUUUUCUGGCUUUUACAACGACACCGACGGCCUGGACUCCAGCCAAGUCUACGGCCAAGCCUUCUGCCGAGGCGAUGUCCUUAGAGACGUUUGCUGGUAUUGCAUAGCCCAGGCUUCUAUCAAAAUCCAGGAGCUGUGUCCCAACAGCGAAAGGGCAAUCAUAUGGCUCGACCGCUGCCAGUUGCGCUAUUCCGAUGAGAACUUCGCCGGCAAGGUAGAUGUCUAUGACAGGGCAUGCCAGCCAGCAGCGGAGAAUGCAUCAAAUCCCGUGAUCUUCGAUCAGAAUUUGAGAAUCCUCAUCUCCAACUUGACGUCGCUGGCAGUGCAGAGCUCUCCCAUUCGCUUCUUUGCUACAGGAACGUCCGUGCCAAUGGACUCGCAGAAGAUCUAUGCUUUGGUGCAGUGCGUGAUAGAUAUACCUGCAGACCAAUGCGGGUGGUGCUUGCAGAAUGCGAGCUCUGACAUUGAGGGAUGCUCUAAUGGAAAGCAAGGCGGUCGUAUCCUCCGGGGAAGUUGCAGCCUGGCUUUUGGAGUGCAGCCCUUCUUUUUAGGCAAUCCAAUAUUCGUAUCACUUCCGCAGCCCAAUCAUGGGCACCAUCGCCGGUGGAUAUUUAUUGUCAUCUGCUUUAUUGGUGGACUAGUAUUACUAACAACAGGCUGUUUGUUUUGCUUAGUUCAGAAACGAAAGCAACAUCCUGAGAGUGAAGCAACUUUAGUUGAUUCUGAGAGUGCGGAAGAGAAUAUGGCAACCUAUGAUUUACCACAUUUCAGCCUGAGGACAAUAGAAGAUGCUACAGAUACAUUUUCAGAAUCAAAUAAACUUGGAGAAGGUGGAUAUGGUCCUGUCUACAAGGGGAAUCUUCGCGAUGGACAGGAAGUAGCUGUGAAGAGGUUAUCUGGAAGAUCUAGACAGGGUUUUAAGGAGUUCAGGAAUGAAGUUGAGUUGAUAGCGAAACUUCAACAGACAAACCUGGUUAGGCUUGUUGGUUGCCCCUUGGAAAAAGGGGAGAAGAUCCUCAUAUACGAAUAUGUGCCCAACAAAAGCCUUGAUUUCUUCCUGCAAGAUCCAAAACGCCGUGCUUCUUUGGACUGGGAGAAAAGGUUCAACAUUAUAAAAGGAAUUGCGAGGGGGAUGCUUUAUCUACACCAAGAUUCUCGACUCAACAUCAUUCAUCGGGAUCUGAAAGCUAGCAACGUGUUGUUAGACGACCAAUUGCAUCCUAAGAUUUCUGAUUUCGGGUUGGCAAGGAUAUUCAAUGGAGGUCAGGGCCAGGCAAUUACGGGAGUCAUUGUUGGUACAUAUGGAUAUAUGGCUCCAGAAUACGCCAUGGGUGGUGUCUUCUCUACAAAAUCUGAUGUCUACAGCUUUGGUAUUUUAUUGUUGGAAAUCAUCAGAGGCCGACUGAAUUCUGCAAGUAUUUGUUCUACUCAUGAUCAGCGUUAUGACCUUGUUGAGCAUGCAUGGAGCUUGUGGUGUGAAGAAAAAGGAACAGAGUUCAUCGAUCCAUUCCUCAAGGACGGUGCUUCAACAAGUGAUCAAAUGCUAAGAUGUUUGCAUAUUGGCUUUCUCUGCAUUCAAGAACAUGCUGCAACUAGGCCAACCAUGUCAAGGGUGGUUCUCAUGCUUGGGAACGUCUCUUUCGUCCUUCCCUUGCCUACACAACCGGCAGUCAUCGGGGAAAACGCAGCAGAAUCCAGCGUACGACGUUCUUCUUUUAUUCGGCCUGUUGCUUCUGAAGGGAGCACAAGUACAAAUGGUAAUAUAGCCUAUGAGGUGAUAGGAAUUCGACCAACAUAUGAACAAAUAUUUACUUCAAUCGAUGGACAGGCAUGGAGCUUGUGGUGCGAAGGAAAAGGGACAGAGUUCAUCGAUCCAGUCUUCAAGGACGCUGCUACUUCAACAAGUAAUCAAAUGCUACGAUGUCUGCACAUUGGCUUUCUCUGCAUUCAAGAAGAUCCUGCAACCAGGCCAACGAUGUCGACGGUGGUUCUCAUGCUUGGGAACGAUUCGGUGGACCUUCCCUUACCCACACAAUCUGCAUCCUUUGGGGAGAAUGUAGUAGAUUCAAGCCGACGAUGUUCUUCUGUUAUUACGUCUGUGGCUUCUGAAAUUACCACAAGGUUUGAGUUGAUCUUAGCCAAGCGAGUUCUAGUUAAUGUGUCGUUGAAUUUUUAUCCACGAAGAAAGCUGUCAGAACUUGAAGUUGUGAGCUCCUCUUCCUUUGUUUCGCAAUCUUGCUUGGAAGAGUUCUACCAUCGUUUACAUGGUGGCGAGGCAAUGUGCAGAACAGCCUCCAGCUUUGUUUUCUUAAUCGCCCUUCUCCUUCCUCCGGGGCUAGUCAACAUGGCUGAGAACCCCAACUGGAUUUGCCUCGGCAGCUCAAACUACAUAGCAAACAGCACCUUUGUUCACAACCUGGAGCAAGCGCUGGCCUUUCUGGUAGCCAACGUUUCUUUCACCGGCUUCUACAAUGUUACGGUGGGCAAAAGCCUCGACCAAGUCAUCGCCGCCGCAGAGUGUCGAGGUGACCUCGACGGCGAAGCUUGCGAGGUUUGCGUUUCAUAUGCUGCCUCACAGGUCGCCCUACGGUGCCCCAAGAACAAAGCGGCUGCGAUUUUCAUCCACGGCUGCGUCAUGUAUGUUGGUGAUGCCAAUGUUUCCAUCCCUCAAUCAUUCAAGAAUGCUUGCGUCCCGACUGUUGGAGCCAUCCCCAACCCGCAAAGAUUCAAGCUCAUACUCGCUUCCUUCUUCAACGAUCUCAUUGUUUCCGCCAUCACCAACCCUUUGGGCCGCUUGUACUGGGGUGACAGUUUCAAGUAUACUCAGAACUUGACUAUCUACGCCAUGGCGCAGUGCCUUCAGAGGCUAUCCCCAAGGAGCUGCAAGUCUUGCUUAGAUGGAGCCGUUGCUCUCAUGCUCAAGGAUGUUGCAUUUUCCGAGGGCGCUACAGCUAUGUAUAAUCUUGAGUGUUUUGCAAAUUAUGGCAUCUUUCCCUCCUUCGCUCCCCCACUUCACAAGAUUCCUCCAAGCAGCGCCAUUUUCAUCUCAACUAACUGCUCUCCACCAGCAUCGAGCAACAAGGUUGGCAGCCCCUUCCACAGAAACCUCAAGGCCCUCCUCAAUCAUCUAAUAGUGCGUGCUCCUCUUUCUGGCUCUUACAGCGACACCGUCGGCCUGGGCUCCAGCCAAGUCUACGGCCAAGCCUUCUGCCGAGGCGAUGUCCUUAGAGAAGUUUGCUGGUAUUGCAUAGCCCAGGCUUCUAUCAAAAUCCAGGAGCUGUGUCCCAACAGCGAAAGGGCAAUCAUAUGGCUCGACCGCUGCCAGUUGCGCUAUUCCGAUGAGAACUUCGCCGGCAAGGUAGAUGGCUAUGACAGGGCAUGCCAGCCAGCAGCGGAGAAUGCAUCAAAUCCCGUGAUCUUCGAUCAGAAUUUGAGAAUCCUCAUCUCCAACUUGACGUCGCUGGCAGUGCAGAGCUCUCCCAAUCGCUUCUUUGCUACAGGAACGUCCGUGCCAAUGGACUCGCAGAAGAUCUAUGCUUUGGUGCAGUGCGUGAUAGAUAUACCUGCAGACCAAUGCGGGUGGUGCUUGCAGAAUGCGAGCUCUGACAUUGAGGGAUGCUCUAAUGGAAAGCAAGGCGGUCGUAUCCUCCGGGGAAGUUGCAGCCUGGCUUUUGGAGUGCAGCCCUUCUUUUUAGGCAAUCCAAUAUUCGUAUCACUUCCGCAGCCCAAUCAUGGGCACCAUCGCCGGUGGAUAUUCGUUGUCAUCUGCUUUAUUGGUGGACUAGUACUACUAACAACAGGCUGUUUGUUUUGCUUAGUUCAGAAACGAAAGCAAGAUCCUGAUAAACUAAAAAAGAGUGAAGCAACUUUAGUUGAUUCUGAGAGUGCGGAAGAGAAUGAGGCAACCUAUGAUUUACCACAUUUCAGCCUAAGGACAAUAGAAGAUGCUACAGAUAUAUUUUCAGAAUCAAAUAAACUUGGAGAAGGUGGAUAUGGUCCUGUCUACAAGGGGAAUCUCCGCGAUGGACAGGAAGUAGCUGUGAAGAGGUUAUCUGGAAGAUCUAGACAGGGUUUUAAGGAGUUCAGGAAUGAAGUUGAGUUGAUAGCGAAACUUCAACACACAAACCUGGUUAGGCUUGUUGGUUGCUGCUUGGAAAAAGGGGAGAAGAUCCUCAUAUAUGAAUAUGUGCCCAACAAAAGCCUUGAUUUCUUCCUGAAAGAUCCAAAACGCCGUGCUUCUUUGGACUGGGAGAAAAGGUUCAACAUUAUAAAAGGAAUUGCGAAGGGGAUGCUUUAUCUACACCAAGAUUCUCGACUCAACAUCAUUCAUCGGGAUCUCAAAGCUAGCAACGUGUUGUUAGACGACCAAUUGCAUCCUAAGAUUUCUGAUUUCGGGUUGGCAAGGAUAUUCGAUGGAGGUCAGGGCCAGGCAAUUACGAGAGUCGUUGUUGGUACAUAUGGAUAUAUGGCUCCAGAAUACGCCAUGGGUGGUGUCUUCUCUACAAAAUCUGAUGUCUACAGCUUUGGUAUUUUAUUGUUGGAAAUCAUCAGCGGCCGACUGAAUUCUGCAAGUAUUUGUUCCACUCAUGAUCAACAUUAUGGCCUCGUUGAAAAUGCAUGGAGCAUGUGGUGUGAAGAAAAAGGAACAGAGUUCAUCGAUCCAUUCCUCAAAGACGGUACUUCAACAAGUGAUCAAAUGCUAAGAUGUUUGCAUAUUGGCUUUCUCUGCAUUCAAGAAGAUGCUGCAACUAGGCCAACCAUGUCAAGGGUGGUUCUCAUGCUUGGGAACGACUCUUUCGUCCUUCCCUUGCCUACACAACCGGCAGUCAUCGGGGAAAACGCAGCAGAAUCAAGCGUACGACGUUAUUCUUUUAUUCGGCCUGUUGCUUCUGAAGGGAGCACUAGGUCUCUCCAUUCCUGUCUUUCACAUGUGUCGGAGUAGGGACGAUCAGUGAACUCAUACCCAUGAUGAAGAUCGUUGGGGUUGUUCCAUAGUGGAAAAGAGUUGGAGGAACCACUUCUACAAGGAGCCAGCUAGCGUAGAAAAGGUAGAAUAGGAUGAUGUAAUUUUUGCUUGCUUUUUUAGAUAUUCACAUAUUCAGAUUCCUAUUUGCAUGUUAAAAUAAAACUUUAUACUUGCCUGAAUUGAUAUGAAUUCACAAUUUGAAUCUGAUCUUGGUCCCAUUUUUAAAUC